AUGGGCAGAGGGACCAAGUAUAAAUUGUGGCCCAAGUCCACGUAUUCUUCACGUGAAUGCCCUGACAAUCAAAUGUCGUCAGUGCUACUUACUGGAGCUUCGGGCUUUAUUGCAGUCCAUAUUCUGGACCAACUGCUCGUAAAAGGGUUCAAGGUCAUUGGAACUGUUAGAUCCGACUCGAAGGCCAAAUUUCUACUUGACAAAUUUGCCAACCCCAAUCUGAGCUUCGAAAUAGUCCCUGAGAUUUCGAAACCAGAUGCUUUCGACUACGCUUUGAAAAAACACCCUGAGAUCGAAUUUGUUAUCCACGCCGCGGCGGUUAUACCAAGACCAACCAGCAAAGAAGAUUUCCACAAGGUGUAUGUGGAGACUACGGUGGAAGGCACAAUGAACAUUCUGAAGUCGGUUAAGCUUCACGCUCCUAAUGUAAAGCAUUUUGUGUUUACCUCUUCAAUUGCUGCAGUAAUUGAGUUUCAGAAAUUUGGUGGUCCAGAGUUUCAUUUGACUGAAGAAUCUUGGAAUAAAUUACCUUGGGAAGCAGUUGGUGAUAAUCCAUCAUUGGCUUACUCCUACUCCAAGGCUGAAGCAGAACGCUCUGCAAGGGCCUUCAUGAAGGACGAAGAUGUGAAGUUCACCUUCUCGUCUAUUUGUCCCUGCUAUGUCUUUGGGCCCCAAAAGUUUGUGGAGCUCGAAGCCAACACAUCAACCAAUUCCGAGAUGGUGUUAAGCCUUUUGGACCUUCCUGCUGAUACUCCGGGACCUUUCAACCAACAUUUUGGUUUCUUUAUUGAUGUCAGAGAUGUUGCCAAAGCUCAUGUCUUGUGUGUGACUGACUAUACCAAGUUCAGCGAUGCAAGACUAGUAUUUGCUGUAGAAAGAUACAGUACUCAAAGCAUCCUGGAUAUCAUCAACGAUAAAUUUCCUGAGUUCAGAGGAAAAAUACCCGUUGGAAACUCAGCAGAUCAUGACGCUUUUAUAGCGCAUGCCCCGUUCACUGUAAAUUUCGCAAAGACAGUGGAAUCUACCGGGAUUGACUUCAUUCCCCUUGAGAAGAGCAUUGACGAUGCGGUUAAAAGUGCUCUCAAAUAUCGUUCUCUCAAAAAUGAAUAG
Molecule: messenger RNA, 1110 nt
Organism: Kuraishia capsulata CBS 1993
Lineage: Eukaryota; Fungi; Ascomycota; Pichiomycetes; Pichiales; Pichiaceae
Exons: 1
Coding region: 1-1110 (369 amino acids)
Molecular function (GO): oxidoreductase activity, acting on the CH-OH group of donors, NAD or NADP as acceptor
Source: RefSeq, a predicted model, not a curated record